This is a messenger RNA of Aspergillus japonicus CBS 114.51, 3035 nucleotides long. RefSeq lists its product as uncharacterized. Lineage: Eukaryota; Fungi; Ascomycota; Eurotiomycetes; Eurotiales; Aspergillaceae. The coding region runs from base 150 to 2651 and encodes 833 amino acids. The transcript is spliced from 3 exons. The record is from RefSeq and is a predicted model, not a curated record.
CCCGACCUCCCUACUUUGUGCUAAUCGCCUUUCACAACUCGCCUUACACCCCUAGCAGGUCCCUCACCAGUUGUCUCUCCGCCAGUGAACGCCUUGUGCUAUGAUUCCCCCAACCAGUCACCUUUUGCUGCCGGAUCUAUGUCGCAAAGAUGAAGCAGGAUCAGAACAGCCACUUGAGUAGAAGGCCACGCAGACCGUCUAUCACUCAGCAAAUUCAGCGGGCACUCGGCUUUGACAAGCAAACACAUGGCAAGCAAUGCCAAAGUCCGAAGGCCACUCCCCAGACAACAAGGUCCGAGCCAGAAAAAGCAGCCACCCAGCGAUCAAAUUCGAAUUCUUCAAGCAGCAGUGGGCAUUCUCAGAUAAGUACGGAGGAGGGUCAACAUGAAGAUUCGAGGCAGUCAAUCGGAGACGUUAGGGCCAAGAGACUAUCAGCAUCGCUAUUCAACGCGUAUCCAUUAAAAAGGACGGGAUACUCUUUUGAAGGCGACAUUGCGGUAACACUUGAUAACAAGACCCCGGCGAAGGGACACAGUGGCGCUCCCAGGAACAAAGAGACUCGGGCUACGAAGCGUUUGGAAGCAGAUCGGGCAGAGCUCGAGAAACAACUCCUCAGGCUCGAACAGGCCGGGGAAUCCAGAACAUCCCGUCUGUUGAAAAGGGAAACCCGCCGACUUUCCAAAAAACAACCUUUGGACAGGUGGAGCAGGGCGUCGAGUGCGAGUGCGGAUGAUUCUCGGUCCUCGGCUAGGCUUUCUUCCAUGUUCUCCAUUUCAAGGCGCUCAUCGCGCUCUCGACCGAGCUCGGCGCACGAGGCUGACCGGGGACUAUGCCAACAGUCACCUAGCACCGCAAAGUCAAGGCCGAAUGCUGACUUGUAUCCAGGGAAUCGGGCGGUGUUAAAAGUACCAGAGCGAUUCAGCAUUGCGCUAUCGAAAGAGCUCACUGCGGAAAAUGCAUUGCUUUCAUAUCACAAGGACGGUCCUCCGGGGAAGCCUACCCAUUCGACCGUAGACUAUGAUCUGAACGAGAUCAGCAAAUCGCGGCUGCCCCACGAGUGUCUGGUCCACGAGACAAGGCAGGGGCCAGCCGCAUAUAGAAACGAGAGUCAUACUUCCUCAUCAGCAAAGCCCGAGCUAAAAGCCCCAAAAGCGUCGCAACAAACAAGAGACUUGGAUCGUACCUCGUUUUCAGCGGUCCUGAAUAUAGAGACAAGGAUCCCUGAGGUUGUUCAGACCUCUGGGCGUCUACUGCCAAAUAUAAAAUCCGCUAUCAAAGACACCCAAGACACCCGCGCAGAUUUGGUUUAUAACCACGGGCACACCCGUUCAUAUGAAGUCGAGCAGUCCGCUGCAAGGCCUCAGCACCCCAAUGACUUCACCACUUCACAACAAGAACCCUGGAAAGCUAGUUCGGCAAGGCCUUCCAAUAACAGACAGUUCCAGAGGCAAUAUAGAAAAUAUCAGUCAUCGCCCCUGGUGGAGACCUCGGUGGGUGACUUGGCGAGCGGACCAGCUUUAACCAAUCCAACCUCAUUCAAACCAACCACCCAAUUCACAGUUGAGAAAAUGAAACAAGUCUACUCAAAAGGGUUGGAAAAUAGCAUAAUUGUCAGAUCAAGCCCAGUGCGACCGCUUUCGAUAAAUCAUCAAGGCCUUGGCGCUUCAUCUGAAAGAGCAAAGAUUCACAGACCUGCAUAUAAGUAUUGCGACGGUGACCGGCCAAUAUUCUCAAACAGACGCCCUCAAUAUACCUCCAAUGAUAAUGUGCAUAGGAUUCAAGAUGAGAGAAUAAAUUCGUUGGCAUCAAGUAUGGCUGAAUCCGGGCAUUCGCAUGAUGGGAGAGCAAACCUUCACUCUCGGGCUUCAGUCAGCUACAGCGCUGGCGUCGGGCGGAGCAAGACCAAGGCCAUGUGCAAGCUAAACUCUUACCUCGAUCAUGAGACAUGUCUCACUAAGUCCAAAUGGACUUCAGAGGUACAGAAUCCACAAGUCACCCACACAUAUCCUGUCGAUCAACCACAGCCAUUUGACUGUUCUCUGUCUUCAUUGGACAAUUCAUCUCGCGAGAUGUCGGCAGAUGAUUACAACACGGCGGAUGAGGGUCUUUCCGUCGCUUCACAAUCAAUAUAUGAGAAUGACUCUCCCGCAAUUUGUCCAAAAAAUCCUGAAAUUGAAAAUUCUAGGCAUGACUUUAGUGCUUGUCUUUCACCAGCACGGAAGCAAGCACCACCCGCGAUAUCUGGUACUUUGCUGAUACAAACCAAAAACUCCGGCGGCCAGCCGAAAUACUGCCCAGGUCGGCAUGUUUCUAAGGUAUUUCUUAUCUGCUGCGUUUGUGGGCAAUGGCAUGAUAUUCCUUCGCAAAUGUAUUCAGAGUACCUCUAUAGUCAGGAUCAUCCCACUCCAACAAAACACGAAUGUCCGACAGAGGAAAGAGAAGCAGCUGUCACCGAUAAGGAGAAUGAUCUUGCUAUGUCCAGAAGCGGGCAAUCGAGGCAAUCUAUCAGCCAACCAGGUACCCGUAGCGCAUCCGACAGACUAAGUAUAGCAGCUCACUCGCUUCAUAGCUGCUGGUGCGGACACAAGAUGAGCCAAGCAUGUUGCGAAGGAUGGAGUACUGUUGUCCAUUUACGCAAGAGGUGCCACUAAAUCACGAACCUUGUUGGCAGAUUCAAAUUGAUGUCUUCUUUCUGCAUUCUCGCGCCACGGACAGCAUUGGUUUUCUUGCGAUCAGCGAGCCUUAGUGGCGUGCUCUUAUAAAUCGUCUUUAGCUCUCAAUCAGAUUUAAAUGAUGGUCGGAGAGCCUUAUCUGUUUCUUCAUGAACAUAUGUAGCAAACCUUGGCCUAAGAUCCCUCAACUCAUUUCCUUGUGACAAGACUUGUGUGCGGAGUAGCAAUGAAUUGGAAGGCAGAUUUGGGAUUUGAUGUGUGGGCUCGUAUUGUGGCGGGCAAUCGAUAGUUGCCUUUAGUGUGGAGCCUGCGCAGGGGUACUGUACAGUCUACAAUACGUGGUACUGUACGGUCUACAUCAGU